Coccinella septempunctata (seven-spotted ladybird) is the source of this 2546-nucleotide messenger RNA. It is a transcript of the gene Adar, whose product is annotated as double-stranded RNA-specific editase Adar. The record is from RefSeq and is a predicted model, not a curated record. The coding region runs from base 87 to 2387 and encodes 766 amino acids. Gene Ontology annotation, biological process: adenosine to inosine editing; RNA processing. NCBI's taxonomy places the organism in Eukaryota, Metazoa, Arthropoda, Insecta, Coleoptera, Coccinellidae. Gene Ontology annotation, molecular function: tRNA-specific adenosine deaminase activity; double-stranded RNA binding; double-stranded RNA adenosine deaminase activity. The transcript has 10 exons. Gene Ontology annotation, cellular component: cytoplasm; nucleolus.
UUCAGGAGUUAAUCUUUGCUCCACUGGUGUGGAGUUAUCAGUGAAUUAGAGGAUAUGGUGAGUAGAGGUCGUUGAGACAAAGUGAAAUGUUGUGUUCCAUCGCUCAAUAUGAGAAUAUAUUUUCUUGCUACAAACAAGGAAAAAAUGAUUUCGAUAGAGCCAAAACCCGAAAAAUGGGAGAGAAUAACGCUGAUACCACAUCUGAGUGCGUAGCCGAAUCCCAGAUAUCCCAAGGGUGCGAUGGACCACCACAGAUACAGAAGAGAAACUACCAAUCUUUAUAUGAGGGAACCACGACAGAGACAGAGAAACCGAUUAAGAAGCACAAGAAGGUGAAAGUGAGCGAUCACACGGUAAAGAACCCUGUCUCUAUCUUGAACGAAAUGUACAAAGGGCUCAAGUACAACUUCAUCCAACAAAAGGGCCCAUCCAACAACCCCAUCUUUACCGUUGAAGUUGAGCUCAAUGGUGAGAAAUACCAAAGCCAAGGCAGGUCCAAGUCGUUGGCCAAACAUCGCGUAGCCAAGAAGAUUCUGGAGAUUCUAGAUCCUGCAAAAUUCUGCAAGGAUGACGUUGACAGCGGCUUUGGAUCUGAAGGAAACGGAAGUAUUGGAGGCGAGGAUUGUAGCGAACAAAACCCCGUGUCUGUCCUGAAUGAACUACGUUCCGGCCUGAAAUACGUAGUCAUGGAGCAGCACGGACCAUCGCACGCUCCAACAUUCAAAAUCUCGGUUGAAGUGGACGGACAACAGUAUUUCGGCGUUGGUAGAUCGAAGAAGCUGGCCAAGUGCGCGGCCGCCGAGGAGGCUCUGAAAUCCUUCAUACAGUUCCAGAACAAUAAGAGGCUAAAGAGAGGCCCCGACAGCACCAAUUGCGACUUCAGCCUGGACCAGUUUGAAACGAAAAAGAAACCGGCCAAAAAACUGACCCCAGAACAGAAAGGCCCCGUCAUGCAGUUGAACGAGGCCUUUCCAAACGCUGAGUACGAGUGUAUCGACACCGAGCGAGAUCUCCAGUUCAGAUAUGAGGUCACAGUUCAGAUAAACGGCAGAAAAUUCUCUGGUACAGGCUCAAGCAAAAAAUUCGCAAAGAAGGCUGCUGCGUCAACGGCCUUGAUGGCACUCUUAGAUAUACACACUCCGGUCAUUAACAACACAUCACCAGGUAUAAGAAGGACUAACAUAUCUGCUCAGGAGCAGGAAAAGGCGGAUCACAUUGGAAGGUUGGUUAACGAAAAAUUUAUGAAUCUGAUGGCCGACGAUCUCAUGCACGCGAAGCGAAAGGUACUCGCUGGCGUCGUACAAAUGAAAGGCGAAGAUCUUUCUAGCGCGAAAGUCAUAGCUAUCACCACCGGCACCAAGUGCAUCUCGGGCAGCUACAUGAGCAUGAACGGCACUGCACUGAACGAUCUACAUGCCGAGAUCGCUGCUCGACGAUGCCUCAUAUCGUACCUGUACGAUCAGCUGACGCUGUUGCUUUCGCCAGAAACCGCUGAAGAAUCCAUAUUUACCGGUGACGGUAAAGAUUUCUACCACCUGAAGCCCGAAAUCGAGUUCCACCUGUAUAUUAACACAGCACCUUGUGGAGAUGCUCGAAUAUUCAGUCCCCAUGAGGACGCAAUAGGAGGAGACAAACAUCCUAACAGAAUAUCCAGAGGACAGUUGAGGACAAAGAUUGAAUCCGGAGAAGGAACCAUACCAGUAAAGUCUCAUUCACCGGUUCAGACUUGGGAUGGAGUUUUACAGGGUGAGAGAUUACUCACAAUGUCUUGUUCAGAUAAAAUAUGUAAGUGGAAUGUCUUGGGAAUACAGGGAUCUUUAUUAUCUAACCUCAUCCAACCGAUAUACUUCAAAAGUGUAGUCUUGGGCAGUCUGCUACACGAAACACAUUUGUACAGGGCUAUUUACGGACGAAUAGAGAACGCCCUUCAAGGGCUGCCGCCACCGUUCAUGUUGAAUAGGCCGCCGGCGUAUCUCAUAACCUCAACGGAAGUGCGGUAUCCCACGAAGGCGCCUAGCUUCGCUGUGAUCUGGGUAUACGGCGACGCCAAAGUCGAGAUUGUGAACACGGAAAAUGGCAAAUUGGAGGGCGGCGGCAUAUCAAAGCUCUGCAAGAACACGCUGAUGUUGAAGUACCACAAUCUGGCCGUGAAUUUGCCGCUUGAGAACUCGUUGCCGAACUACCAGUCGAAAGUCUACUGCGAAGCGAAACUGGCCAAUGAAAGUUACCUGGUGGCGAGGAGAGCCCUGUACCAAUCAUUCCAAAAGGCGGGGCUAGGCAAUUGGGUAACGAAACCUAUCGAGCAGGAUAUGUUUCAAUUACCGGAACCCAGCCCCGAAAUAAAGGAUGAGAGCGGAGAACCCGCGGAAGCCGCGUUUCAAUUUUAAACCAUACAGGGUAUUUAAGGUCAACCGUAAAUCCCUUUUCCGAUUAGGUUAGAUAAUGUCCCAGAUUUUGUCAUUUAUUUUUUUUCUGACUUUAAUGAUUAUUAACCUGUCUUAAGUGUACAAUAUUGUUUCUGUGAUUUAUUAAAGUAUUGCAUUAUC